AUGGUCAGUGAAAUUGAAUCAUCCAAAGGGAAGUUGGUGGAAUAUGAUACACAGAAGAAGAAUCCUGUAUAUCAUCUAGGGUCGAGUGAUGGACCAGGAACUAUCAUCACGCCAAUAGUUCUGAGAGGGAAUAAUUAUGAUGAAUGGUCUAGAGCCAUAAGAAGAUCGUUGAUAGCCAAGAGAAAAUUUGGUUUCAUUGAUGGAACCAUCAAGAGACCUGAAGAUCCAGAUCAGUUAGAAGAAUGGAUAACAGUACAAUCAACGUUGGUUUCAUGGAUUGGUAACACAUUAGAGUUGUCAGUAAGAUCGACUCUGGGAGAUUAUGAGGAUGCAAGUCUAUUAUGGGCACACUUGAAGAGAAGAUUUUGUGUUGUUAGUGGAACAAGAAUAUGUCAACUAAAAGCAUCGUUAAGUGACUGCAAACAGAAGAAAACAGAGGGAGUUGCUAUAUACUUUGGAAAAUUGAACAAAAUAUGGAUGAGAUGUUCUUUGCGUGAAAAAUUGCUUGCAAGGGAACCAUUGCCAUCCGUAGAUGUUGCGUAUCAAACCAUUGUGAACUCAGAACGCCUGAAGAUUGGAGAUGGAGUAGUGCCUACAGAGAUGCAGGAGAAUGUUAUGGAUUUCAAGGUGCAAAAUGAUCAACUCCUACUUAAUAGUGCUUAUGAUCCCACCAAGUACUGCAAAACGUGCAGCAGACAAGGACACUAUGAUGAUGGCUGUUUUAAGAUUAUUGGUGUUGGUACGUCAUCAGCUGAUGGAACAGGUCUAGUAGGAGUUACAGCAGCACAGGUUCAACAGGUGAUGGAGAUUUUAAACUCAAGAAAGUCUGGUUCUCAUCUACAAGGUAAAAAGAAUGAAAUAUCUUGGAUUGUUGACACAGGAUCAACAAACCAUGUUACGUAUGAACUUCUUAACAUGAUAAGUGUAAGAGAUAUUAGGGCAUGUUCAGUUGGAUUGCCUGAUGGAAAGUAUGCAUACUCUGAGAAAAUAGGAACUGUGAUUCUUCCUGGUGGAUUGAAACUUGAAAACGUGCUUUAUGUACCACAGAUAACCUUUAUGGCUGUGCAUGAAGAUGCAUAUGAGUUGUGGCAUCAACGUAUGGGACACCCUUCAGAGAAAGUUUUGCAGAAGUUGCAAGGUGUGAGUAGAUUAAUUAAGAAGAAUAAUGAUGCUUGUGAUAUUUGUCCCCGGGCAAAGCAUCGUAGAAGCAGUUUUGCUAGCAGUUUGAGUAAAUCGAAUUGUACUCCUCAACAAAAUGGAAGAGUAGAGAGAAAGCACCAACAUAUAAUGAAUGUAGCAAGGGCUUUAAGAUUUCAAGCGAGAUUGCCGAAACGGUUUUGGGGAGAGUGUGCAUUGACAGCAGCGUACUUGAUAAAUUGUACGCCUACACCUAUCCUAAAUAAUAAAACACCAUAUGAAGUAUUGUUUGGAAAACCACCUCUAUAUAAACAGUUGAAGGUGUUUGGAUGUUUAUGUUAUGUGCAUGAUCAAAGUAGCAAAGGAGAUAAGUUUGCUAGUAGAGGAAGAAGGUGUGUAUUUCUUGGUUAUCCAUAUGGUAAGAAGGCGUGGCAAGUUUAUGAUCUAGACACAAGAAAGUUUAUGGUGUCUCGAGAUGUCAAAUUCUAUGAGACACAGUUUCCAUAUAAGACUGAGUUGAAUGGUAAUAUAGUUGAGACUGACAUAAUGGGAAGCACUAGAAGUCAUAUAGUGACUGAUUUUGCUGGGACUUCAACUGAGACAGAUCGUGAUGGUAAAGAAUGGAGUGAUGACGAAGAUUACAUGGUUGUUGGCAGUGAAAAAGCUGCAGAAAUACAACGACAGACAGAUGGAAAUGUUGCAGUACAGACUGCAGUGCCUGAUGACGAUGUCGUUGUGCAAACUGCAGCACCUGCUGAAGAUGUCGCAGUACAGACUACAGCACCUGCUGAAGAUAUCGCAGUUCAGCAUCAGACUGCAGCGUCAGAAAAUCAGGCAGUUGUGAACAAUGACAGACAAGCCACAGAUGCUGCUGUUGACAACAAUGGUUUAGGUAAGGGCAAGCGUCAGAAGAUCCCUUCAAGUAGGCUGAAAGGUUUUUCUGAGCCGAGAAAUUUCAGAGAGGCAAUGAAACAUCCAGGUUGGAGGAAAGCAAUGGCGGAAGAAAUACGGGCCUUAGAAGAACAAGGAACAUGGGAUCUAACAGAAUUGCCACCUGGUAAGAAGGCUCUUGGAAGUAAGUGGAUAUAUACGGAAAAGUAUGAUGAAAACGGUACUUUGGUGCGUUUAAAGGCGAGAUUUGUGAUUUUUGGAAAUCAUCAAGUUGAAGGAUUAGAUUAUAAUGAGACGUUUGCACCAGUGGCAAAGAUGACAACUGUUCGUAUGUUUUUGGCUGUUGCUGCAGCUAAACAGUGGGACGUAAAGAUGCAACUUAAUGUGCUGGUGUAUGUUGAUGAUUUGAUUAUUGCAGAAUUUCCUAUGGAAACAAAUCAUCGUCUUGCUUUAGCAACAGGAGAUUUGCUUAAUAAUGUAGAGAAAAUGAACUUCGGACACCUACCAUUCUACAAUCGCGAUUUAACCGAUGAGGAUAUCUUGAGGCAACCACAAAGAGUACCGGUGAGGAACCUGUACAAGUUUGCAUUCGGAGCUGAAACCCGGCUUGAACAAGCCCUGGAAUUGAUUGAUAAGCUUUCACUUGAAGAGCUUAUUGAGGUCAUCACCUUCGCCAGGAUGAGGAGAAACAUGAUUUCAUCUGGGAGGGAAGUCCAUGCAGAAAUGCAAGAAAUGUGGGAACUAAUGGCUGAAGUACAAGCUGCUCCUGAUGGUGGUGAUGCUGGUGCUCCAGUUGAUGGUGGUGAUGCUCCUCAUACUGAUGGUGGUGAUGCUGGUGUUGCUGCUCCUGCUGAUGGUGGUGAUGCUGGUGUCGGUGCUCCUUCUGUUUACGUUUUUAUGUUUAAGUUAUAG
Messenger RNA from Papaver somniferum (opium poppy), 2940 nucleotides. RefSeq lists its product as uncharacterized. The transcript has 9 exons. Gene Ontology annotation, molecular function: nucleic acid binding. The coding region runs from base 1 to 2940 and encodes 979 amino acids. Lineage: Eukaryota; Viridiplantae; Streptophyta; Magnoliopsida; Ranunculales; Papaveraceae. The record is from RefSeq and is a predicted model, not a curated record.